UCACUCCAUCCAUUCACGCCAAUCGGCCACACUUGUCGCGCCAGUUGUUGAGGCAGAAGCGCAUUCUGAUCAGUCCGCUGAUGCCCCAUCGAAAAGCUCGGAGCCAGGAGGAGACAGCUCCUGUUGGCAACCAAUCUCCAGAGGUUUCUAGGGUCAUUGAUGGCUCCCCGGGACGUCGAAUAUUCCUGAAACCUAUUGUCCUGGUUUUAUGCACAGUUUGGUAACCGGCAGUCUUAUUCACCAUGUUUUCCAAUGUUAAUCACAAAUGCAGGCUUAUUGGACUAUUGCUCUUCGCCAUCUGUCAAAUCGCACAUCAUAAUAGCUCGUCAGGCAACCACCAGCGCUUACAGCAGACGCGCCUGGCUCCGACGCCAAUUCCAUGCCACUCACACAACGACUUUUGGCAGAGGGUUCCCCUUGCCUCCGCCUUAGAAGUAGGCUGCACGAGUGUCGAGGCUGAUGUAUGGGCUUUCGAAGGGCAGCUGCUGGUCGCGCAUAAGCGGGACUCGCUGUCGCCUCGCCUAACACUACAAUCCUUGUACCUGGAUCCAUUAUAUCGUAUACUCGCGGACAAGAACAACGACCAAGAGGACUCAGGGCGCCCUCGAGGCGUAUACGACAUUGACCCAUUGCAGGAGCUCGUGCUCUUGAUCGAUGUUGAGGCUUGUCCGCAACGCGCCUGGCCAUUGCUCAGCGCUGCCCUUCAGCCGCUACGCGAGAGAAAGUGGUUGACAAUCAGCGAGAAUGGUACAUUGACUCAAGGGCCAAUUAUGGUUCUCGUCACUGGAAGCCUGCCGGCCUAUCUUGUGGAAUCAAACAUAGAAACCGCUUCGCAGGGCGUCUUUCUCGAUGCGCCCUUGCUAGAAAUCGAUUCCGGCAAAUACAAUUCGCCCAAUGCCUAUUGGGCAAGUACAUCUCACCGCACACUUCUCGACAGUGCGUAUCGUGAUCGCAGGCAUAGAGCCUCGCGUGAGGAAGUCGAGACCUAUAUUAAACAUGCGAUUGAUCUUGCGCAUGCGCGCAGUCUCAAGGCUCGCUGCUGGGGCCUCUCUAGGUCAGGGUUCAGUCGACCGGAUGACACUUGGCCUAAAUUAAUGGCUCUUGGAAUGGAUGUCGUCAACGUCGACAAUUUGGCAGCGUUUCGGGAGGCUUGGGUACACCUACAUCCCACAGCAAGGAAGGAUUGAUCGGAAACAGAAGCAUCAUAAAUGCCUUGAUGGCGCUUUCAACAUUUCGAGCAACUCGUUCACGGCUCCGACGUGUCAACCCUUCCGACACUCCGGUUUACCGCCGAAUUACCCGUCCAUGCAGCAGGUUCUCGGCCUCUAUCUAAGAUACUGCACGACGUCACGGUUAUGGGGUGACCCCGCAAGAUAAGAGCCAACAUAUCAGUAUAAGUUCCUCCACAGCUUUGUGCGGGUUGCUUGGUGAUUAUAUCUCCAGAUCAUUGCAUUUUUUAGCUCGCAGGUAAUCGUCGACUUUGACAUUCCACCCAGCAGUUUCUCG
Messenger RNA from Emericellopsis atlantica, 1506 nucleotides. RefSeq lists its product as uncharacterized. NCBI's taxonomy places the organism in Eukaryota, Fungi, Ascomycota, Sordariomycetes, Hypocreales, Bionectriaceae. The coding region runs from base 243 to 1187 and encodes 314 amino acids. The transcript has a single exon. Gene Ontology annotation, biological process: lipid metabolic process. Gene Ontology annotation, molecular function: phosphoric diester hydrolase activity. The record is from RefSeq and is a predicted model, not a curated record.